This is a messenger RNA of Cercospora beticola, 2230 nucleotides long. RefSeq lists its product as uncharacterized. Gene Ontology annotation, cellular component: membrane; cytoplasm; intracellular membrane-bounded organelle. NCBI's taxonomy places the organism in Eukaryota, Fungi, Ascomycota, Dothideomycetes, Mycosphaerellales, Mycosphaerellaceae. Gene Ontology annotation, biological process: phosphorylation; sphingosine biosynthetic process. The record is from RefSeq and is a predicted model, not a curated record.
CUCGUGCACACCGGAUCCUCCCCUUUCCUUGUCCCUCUGACAAUACGCCAUUUGCGGACUCUCGCGCUUCCACUUGCUCAGCGCAGUCCAGUACAAUCAUGGCCGACAAUUCCCGCAAAACUCACCUCCAGGCUGACGAUAGUAAUCCGUUUGACGAUCCCGAUGCCUCUGAUACAGCGUCAUCCUCGCAGGAUGCCUUGGUGCUGACCGUGGACCGCGACGCCACCCUCACACUCGGCACAGACAGUUUGAUCGUGCUCGACGAAGGACUCCGACAUCGACGGGCUGCAUCGACAUGUUGCGGCCUUAUACCUCGUUUGGGGAAGACGACGAAAGCCAUACCCUUCCACGAUAUACUAUGGGCGGAAUUCGAUGAAUCGACGUUUGAUGUCACGAUACGUUAUGCACAGCCGAUAGGGAGAAAAGGGAAAGCGUGCCGGGUUGGUGUGAUCUCAUAUGCAGUGACGGACAAGAGUCUGUACGCUCAUACAAGAGCAUGGUUGCAGAAGCUGCUCGAUCGAGCGUAUCCAGUACAUACCAAGAGGCGGAAGCGAAUCAAGGUGCUAGUCAACCCUUACGGAGGAACAGGAAAUGCUGAGAAGUUGUGGUCAAGGGAGAUCCAGCCCAUAUUUGCCGCAGCAGGCUGCGAGAUAGAUGUGGAGCGGACAACAUAUCGAGGUCAUGCUGUGGAGAUCGCGGAGAAGCUGGACAUAGAUGCUUUUGAUGUCGUGGCAUGCGCGUCAGGAGACGGACUGCCACACGAAGUGUUUAAUGGGCUGGCGAAGAGACGGGAUGCGAGAAGGGCACUGAGGAAGAUUGCUGUGGUGCAGCUACCCUGUGGAAGUGGAAAUGCUAUGAGCUUGAACUUGAACGGGACGAACUACCCGAGUCUGGCCGCCCUGGAGAUUGUGAAGGGAAUCCGGACUUCGCUGGAUCUCGUCGCCAUCACACAAGGAGACAGAAAAUUAUACAGCUUUCUGAGCCAAUCCGUCGGCGUGAUUGCUGAUACGGAUCUUGGGACUGAGAGUUUGCGUUGGAUGGGAGCUUUUCGAUUCACGUGGGGCAUUCUCGUGAGGAUGCUCGGCAAGACGAUAUAUCCUGCGGAGGUCAGCGUAUUGACCGACACGGACGAUAAGCGAGCAAUCAAAGACCGAUAUCGAAGUGCGCGGCAAGAACACGAAGCAGCGAAAGCAAAGAAUAUACACAAUUCACUCCACGACGAUGACGAAGCCGAAAGCAUCACAAACGAAGAUGAACUUGGCAUCCCAACGCUCAAAUACGGCACAGCGACAGAUCCCCUUCCCGCAUCCUUCAUCACAACCGACAUGCCCAAACUGGGAAACUUUUAUGUUGGAAACAUGUGCUACAUGUCCCCCGAUGCCCCCUUCUUCGCCUGUGCAUUACCUUCCGACGGCCGCAUGGACAUGAUGGCAAUCAACGGCGACAUCAAACGCUCGACUUGCCUGAGCAUGCUUCUCAAAGUCGAAGACGGGACGAUGAUAGACUUUUCCGAUGCAAAAUACAGCAAAAUCCUCGCCUACAGGAUCACCCCGCGCGCGGCGCCUGCAGAGUCUCGGAAAUUGGGACCCAGGAUUCGGAGAUGGCUAGGUGGUACAACAGUCGGAGGCUCAGACGAUGGACUCAUCGCCGUCGACGGCGAAAGAAUACCAUUUGAACCCUUUCAAGCAGAAGUGAUACCUGCGAUGGGAACAGUCUUGAGCAAAAACGGCGGCAUCUACGAGUUUGAUGGGCCAAAAGCAUAGCAUCCCUCCUUUGGCUGCUUUUCGAUUAGCGAGGCGAAAAGCACAAGAAACCAGAAAGAAAGAAGCAAAGAUGAGAGAAGAGCGCUGGCGUUUAAAUCUGGAUAAAAUGGGAAGAUACCCCCCAAAAAUCUUUUUUGUAUUAAUACCAUCAUGUUGAGUGACUAAACCACUUUCUGAACUAGGCGGCAGGCAGGCAGGCGGGGAGUUUGGGAAAUUUGAGCGCGGAGCUGGCGAUGAAGCAUGUGUAUCAGUAGAGUCAGAUUGCAUUCGGAAUCAUGAAUGAAAGGAACUGGCGGUCUGUAUGGGGCUUCUAGUAUGUGUUCUUUUGAACUUCAUUCAGAACGCUAUCGCCCUCAUCGCCGUCUGCAUCACGAGGGAGGGAUGCCAUUGCAAGCCCUGUCCUUUAUGCGCACGAUUCAAUUGUGAAGCGAUGGCGCUCCAUUCAGGAGCUUGGGCACGCGGUCAAC